This is a messenger RNA of Besnoitia besnoiti, 1056 nucleotides long. RefSeq lists its product as uncharacterized. NCBI's taxonomy places the organism in Eukaryota, Apicomplexa, Conoidasida, Eucoccidiorida, Sarcocystidae. The record is from RefSeq and is a predicted model, not a curated record. The coding region runs from base 1 to 1056 and encodes 351 amino acids. The transcript has 4 exons.
AUGCCUGCGCUCUCGAUGGUUCUACAUCAGUCCGGAGGGGGAGAGCCUUUCUCGGAGGUGCUGGUGUCUGCGCCGUCGUGGAAGGUGCUGGUGUCUGCGCCGUCGUGGAAGGUGCUGGUGUCUUCGCCGUCGUGGAAGGUGCUGGUGUCUUCGCCGUCGUGGAAGGUGCUGGUGUUUGCGCCGUCGUGGAAGGUGCUGGUGUUUGCGCCGUCGUGGAAGGUGCUGGUGUCUUCGCCGUCGUGGAAGGUGCUGGUGUCUUCGCCGUCGUGGAAGGUGCUGGUGUCUUCGCCGUCGUGGAAGGUGCUGGUGUCUUCGCCGUCGUGGAAGGUGCUGGUGUCUUCGCCGUCGUGGAAGGUGCUGGUGUCUUCGCCGUCGUGGAAGGUGCUGGUGUCUUCGCCGUCGUGGAAGGUGCUGGUGUCUUCGCCGUCGUGGAAGGUGCUGGUGUCUGCGCCGUCGUGGAAGGUGCUGGUGUCUUCGCCGUCGUGGAAGGUGCUGGUGUCUUCGCCGUCGUGGAAGGUGCUGGUGUCUUCGCCGUCGUGGAAGGUGCUGGUGUCUUCGCCGUCGUGGAAGGUGCUGGUGUCUGCGCCGUCGUGGAAGGUGCUGGUGUCUUCGCCGUCGUGGACGGUGCUGGUGUCUUCGCCGUCGUGGAAGGCGCUGGUGUCUUCGCCGUCGUGGAAGGUGCUGGUGUUUGCGCCGUCGUGGAAGGUGCUGGUGUUUGCGCCGUCGUGGAAGGUGCUGGUGUCUUCGCCGUCGUGGAAGGUGCUGGUGUUUGCGCCGUCGUGGAAGGUGCUGGUACCUCUGUUGCCACACUCGUGGGUCCUGAGUACUUGGGAGCUCGAGGCACCAGGCAACACGGAGCGGUUAUCGGACCCGUCUAAAGUUCCAUUGGACCCGGCAUCCAGUCCUCCUUCAGGAAUGGUGAUGUCGACAGAGGGCUUCGCGGCGGGUUCUUCCGCGGCCGACACGGCGCAGAACACCGUGCCGCUUACGACACCAUUGAGCAACAGCGCAAGCGCCACAGGCGCGCGAGAGGUUAACGUCAUCCUCACAGCGUAG